Molecule: messenger RNA, 1977 nt
Organism: Lobosporangium transversale
Lineage: Eukaryota; Fungi; Mortierellomycota; Mortierellomycetes; Mortierellales; Mortierellaceae
Exons: 3
Coding region: 18-1901 (627 amino acids)
Source: RefSeq, a predicted model, not a curated record
CAUUUUUGAAAAAUUUAAUGGAUACUCAAGACAGAGAUAGAGUCAGGAGGAGGGGAAGGAACAGGCAAGACAACGAUGAUGCAUCGUUAGGAUCAAGUUCAUUAACAUUCCCACAGUUUCCUUCGGGCAUGAAUGCGUCUAAUUCGUCCCCAUUCACAUCGCCAUAUAGACAACUGCAAUUACAACAACUGCAACUACAACAACACCAACAACAACUGCAGCAGCAGCAACAGCAGCAGCAACAGCAGCAGCAACAGCAGCAGCAACAGCAGCACCAACAACAGCAGCACCAACAGCAGCAGCAGCACAAACAACAGCAAUAUGCCGAUUGGGAUGCAUCGGUUGCACGGCAACUAGGCCAAUAUCUCUUUGGGAUAAUGAGCUAUCUGUGGGAAACAAUCAUUGGAUGUUUUUUGGUACUUCGCCCAAUUUUUUCACUGGUCCUGGCAGUCGUGGUAGUCUUUCUGAUAGUAGUAGCACUGGGCAGAGGUAUAUUCGCGUCAGUAUGCAAAGUUCCGUUGGUUCCCAUGAUGUUACCAUGUCCAGCAGUAGCAGCCACGGAUACCUUUCAAGUGCCUGAUUUUGCAGGCGUCAUUGAUGAUAAUGCAUCGGCUCUUUUAACACUUUUAAAUUCGAUGAAUAACUUGAAUCCAGCGUUUAUACCCAAAAAGAUCAAAAACAAGAUCAAAAGUAAAGGCCAACGCCUUUUUGGACGUAAGAGUAAAGAAGGGGGAGCGGCAGCAGGAACAAGAAGUAUAACGACUACGAAGACGGCGACGACCACGGCGACGUCACACGCGGAUGGUGGGCAACAGUAUUAUUACGGAGAAGGAUUUGGGCAACCGGAUAUGAAUGACAACUAUGAUAUUCCAGAAGAUUCGGGUUAUAGUGGUAGUGAGGAUGAAAUGGAGGAGGAUGAUCCAUAUGGAUUGAAUGUCCAUGCACGGGUCGGAGGACUGCCCUUACCCUUGUUAUUGAAACGUUCUGAGAUGGCGGUGGUGGAUUUGAAGGUGGUGGUGAAGCAUUCGUCGUUACCAGAUCAAUCAAAAGAGAUGCUGGUACAGUUAUUGGAAGUGUUUCAUUCCCGAGCUGGGGCAACGGCUAGAAACAUGCAGUUUUUGCAGUCUCGAGCGAACGGAUGUGUUGAUGGGUUGGUGGUUCGGAAUAGGUAUCUGAUUGCAGAGUUGGAUCGUUUGGAGAAGCAACUGGAAAAGAAAAAUGGAAUGUGGGAUAUGGUUUCAGAUUUUUUUUCAGGUACCAAUGAGAUUCAAGUUAAGGCUGAGCGUAAGCUAGAGCAAUUGUACAAGUCCACAAUGGAUGAGAGUCGUAAGCAUGUCCAAGAUCUUAUUCUGCGGUCCAAAGAAGUUUUAGAGGGCCUGGAUACACUUGAUCAAACAUUAGGAACUAUCAACGACUUGAUAACUCAGGAGAAUCGGCAACAAAAGACUGCAAAUGACGAGAUUCUUGCGCAGCUGUGGACUAUAUUAGGUGGUAACCAAGUGGAGCGUGAACAAUAUCGUGAAAACUUGGAAUUGUUACAAUCUAUGGAUGUACAACGCAAAGCGAUUUUUGGGCAGAUCGAGGGUGCUCUUUACAAAUUGACCAAUUUUGAAGCCGACAUGGGGGUUUUGCGUGAGAAGAUUUUCAGCGCUUCAGUAGGAGCGACUUUUGAGGAUGAAUACCAGCAUCAUCAUCAGACAGUUAAGGCGCCAAAAGAAGGUGAAGGAGAGAGAGUGGGAGCAGACUCAUUCAGAGCUGGGCAGGCAUCAAUGCUUAAAGUGCAUAUUCAGCAGAUUGAGCUUGUGACCCAGCGAUUGAAAGCACGGAGCUUUCUGGCGGAUACAAUGAAUAGUGGUCAAACGGGCACGGCGGGCCAAGGAAGAGGAGAGCGUUUAGGAUAAGAAAAAAGAUCGUGUAUUGUGUCUAUAAUAAAUUAAAUUAUGAUAUUGUGUAAGAUCGUCAGGAGAAUUACGUUUA